CGCACUCGCUCACGCGCGGUGUGUUCACGAGCAUCCGCUCUGCGCAGCUGCUACACAGUCCUUCCACGCAGCUACAGGAGACUGUUAUUUUCACUACAGACUGGAAAAAUUUCUGAUAAGAACAGGAAAAUCGCUUUAUUUAUGAUACUGUAACGUUUGUCGAGGCGGAUACGCAGAAGCUGCGCUGCGCAACAGAUGCGCUUAAUUGACACACUUGAGUCCUAAGCCGGCAUGAGCCGGAAGUGUUCUGGCGAACUAUCCCCGGAGGAGGGGAUGGAUGUGGACUGUACGCCGGAGGAGCUGUCGAAGUGUUCGUAUGAGGAGCGCUGUGUGGAGCUGGGUGAGGUGAAGGACAUGCGGCUGGAGGCCGAGGCGGUGGUCAGUGAUGUGCUCUUCGCGGUCACAGACAUGCACGUCUCUCACAGUCUCUCCAGUGGACUGGAUGUGGCUUACAUUAACCUGGAGACCAGAGAGGGAAAGCGAUACUUGCUGGAGCUCACCGAGGCAGGGUUAAGGGUGGUGGGACACGGCUUCGAUCAGGUGGAUGAGGGCUUGAGCUCCCAGUAUCAUGAGACCGUUUACUCACUGCUGGACUCCCUCAGCCCCGGAUACAGAGAAGCGUUUGGAAAUGCUCUGCUACAGAGACUGGAGAGGCUCAAACAGAACGGACAGUGAGGGCUUCAGUAUCAUUCACAAUAUCUUUGCUCGCUAACAGUUCAUCCAAGUCCUGUGCCGCUCUCAGCUUCAAGCAUCAGUGCUACCCUUUCCAGCUUUUAGCCUGUGAUAUGUUUUAACGGAUCUUGGUGUUGAUUUGACAAACUUGCAAGACUUGCUUGUGACGUUUUAAAGUAUUUUACUAUUAUUUGGAGAGGUGUCAUUGCUAUGACACAAUGGGCCCGUGUGAAUACUUCAUUUUUUUAUUUAACAUUUUGAAAUAACCCUGAGAAAUAGCAGUGCUGUUGUGAGGACUAUGGGAACAUUUUUGAACUGAAGUAUUUUGUGUUAACACACGAGUGCUCUGAUUUUGGAUGAACUGGGUCCUGCAGAAUAGAGCUCCAUACUGUACUUCCAUCAACUGUACAGCAUGGCUCUUUAAAGUAUUAACAUUUAAAAACAUAUCAGAUGCCUUACUACGUCCAUUCAAAGGUCUAACAAUU
Messenger RNA from Carassius carassius (crucian carp), 1157 nucleotides. RefSeq names its product GSK3-beta interaction protein. Gene Ontology annotation, biological process: regulation of canonical Wnt signaling pathway. Bases 232 to 675 code for a protein of 147 amino acids. Gene Ontology annotation, cellular component: cytoplasm. Lineage: Eukaryota; Metazoa; Chordata; Actinopteri; Cypriniformes; Cyprinidae. Gene Ontology annotation, molecular function: kinase regulator activity; protein kinase A binding. The record is from RefSeq and is a predicted model, not a curated record. The transcript is spliced from 4 exons.